CCUAGGUUCACAUAUGUGCGGGCCGCGUUUUGCACGGGCACGAGAGCACAUUCAUUUGAAUGGACUCCCGUGCCCGUGACACGCAGGGAAAGAAGUCCCUGCACUUCUUUAAAAAACACAGCCCGCACGGGAACCUCGGUUCCCAGUAUGGUUGCAUUUUCCAGUGCGGGUGGCAUGCCAUUAGAACUAAUGGCACCAGCGGGUCCACAUUCCUCUGUGCGGGUGGUGCGGCUGCACGGAUUUUCGCAGGGAUCCGCAGCGGCACCACCCGCACAGAUGUGAACCUA
Staurois parvus is the source of this 287-nucleotide messenger RNA. NCBI's taxonomy places the organism in Eukaryota, Metazoa, Chordata, Amphibia, Anura, Ranidae. The record is from the annotation of a GenBank genome assembly.